UAUGGAGAAAAAGUGAGACAGAAAACAAGUUGUAGAGAAUCAUGAAUCGAUGACGGAUAUCAAGAAUUCAUCAAAAUGAGGCAGUUUUUCAUGGUGAAAUGCUUUCUUGUACUGUUCUCGGUGUUAUUGUGGCUGAUAGGAGCGUGUAUAUUUGGCGUGCUGCUGUGGCUGCGUCUUGACUUCUGGUCGAACGAGUACCUGGAAGUGGACAAUGAGCUGAACCGGUACCUCAUUCUGCUCUACAUCUGUCUGGCUCUCAGUCUACUCAUCGUCGUCUUCGUCAUCAUCGGCAUCGUGGGCACCGCGUGCGUCGUCAAGUGGGCCUUAGUGCUGUAUUUGAUUGCCUUAUGUCUGACUACUGUCUUGACUAUUGGUGCUGUAGCGUAUGGAUUUUACUACAGAGUAGAGCUGGAGGAAUCUAUUUCCCGAGGGAAAAUCGUGACACAUUUUAUACAGCAAAGAUAUAAAGGACUUGAACUUGACCGAGUGACAUAUGUUGUGGACCUUAUGCAACUAGAGCUGAAGUGUUGUGGCGGCGCCAGUUAUUUUGACUACCAAACAUCAGCAUGGCGUGAGACAGACCCUGAUAAGCGUGAUAAAAUGACUCCAUUUUCUUGCUGCUCCGAUUAUGAGAGACAUCAAAACAGUCCUGACCGGUUCAAGAAGACAUGUAGCAUAUACGACACCACAUCCACCAAGGAGGACCAGCUCAACCCCAGGCUCAAUAAGAAGAACUGUCGAGAAGCUCUGACUGAAUUUUUUGGAAAAUAUGUUCUGGCUAUAACAGGAGUUGUAAUAGCCAUGUUCAUUUUAGAGAUUCUGACUCUGGGUCUGACGUCGGGUCUGAUUCACAUACUAAACAACAGAUACGUCCCACCGCCAGAGGAUGUGGUGUACGACAUGGCACACAAUCAGGAGAAAUCGCCCUACCCAUCAAGAGGAGAUUACAGUGGACAUGGAAGCUACUACCGAUAGGCAAACCAGAGCUGUUUCUACCUGUAGUCAAACAGAGCUGUUUCUACCUGCAGUCAAACAGAGCUGUUUCUACCUGUAGUCAAACAGAGCUGUUUCUACCUGCAGUCAAACAGAGCUGUUUCUACCUGUAGUCAAACAGAGCUGUUUCUACCUGUAGUCAAACAGAGCUGUUUCCGCCUAUAGUCAAAGCAGAGCUGUUUAGUAAGACAGCUGUUUUUACCGAUACACAAAACAGAGCUGUUUAAAGCAAUAGACAAAGCAGACCUGUUUUUACCAAUAAGUUAACAGACCUGUUUCAACCAAUAGGCAAAACAGAGCUGUUUCUACCGAUAGGCAAAACAGCUUUUUGUACCUAUAGGCAAAACAGAUAAAACAGAGUUGUUUACAUCAAUAAGCAAAACAGAGUUGAUUACAUCAAUAAGCAAAACAGUUGUUUUUACCAAUACAUGAAGUUAGAAAUUGUUUACUACUGAUGAAUAAUGUUUUGUAUCCAGUAAUCAUAAAACAUGUGGUAUGUGUGGCAUUUGAUCAUUUCUGCUUCUUCAGUUCAAUCUCGCCACCACUGAAAGCACACCAGUUAUCUGCCCUUGAUUGAAGAUCAAAAUAAAAAUUACUUUAUUGUCUCCCUUUAUUGCUUUCACCCUGCAUUUAAACAAGUUUAUUCUAAUUUCCCAAACACUUUUACAUUGUUCUUCAAUAUUAUUCAAAAGAUGGAUUAACAACUUGAUGUUAAUAAUUUAGGCAUAUGAUGUUGUGGUGGUGGGUGGUAUGGGGGUGCUAUCAAUUGGUGUUGCUUAUGUGGUUAAUGUGUGAUUUAAACUACAUUCUAUUUAUUUGAAUAGAAGAAUAAUUGCAGUAAUUCAGUAGUCUACUGAAAGAUACAUGAGUGUGUUUUUAAAGUGACAGACCCUAGUUUUUAAACAUUACAGCAUUUUUUUUAACUAUUAGAGCUGUUUUUCAUAAUUGAAAUAAGAUAUUAGGUAGAUUUUAUUGUUUAGAUUAUCUGUUUCAUUGCUUAUGGUCAUCCAGAUGUUUCUAAUACCAUGAAAUGUGAUUUUUCAUAUUUUCAAAAAGCAUGUACCUCUGAGAAGUAAAGGCUAUGGAAACGAACUCUAGUCUUAUUUUCAAUGGGCAUUUCUCCGUUUUAACACCACAGACUUGUUUCACUCCAAAUAUGUAACACAUUUGUAAAUAACCAAACUUAGUGUCCAUUUUCACAAACUGAAACUAGGGUCUGCAAAUUUUAAUGCAACUUUGAUGAUUUUUUUUUAAUUGAAUCUAAUCAAUUUAAAAUAUAAUAUCCUCACUGGUGUAACAUGUUAUCACUAGUUUCAUCGUGCUAGAGAGUGGCUGUCUUCCUAUAGGUGAACAUCAUAUUUACAAGCAUCUCCAUUGUCAAAUUGAAAUAAAUCAUUUCAAAUUAUGUUGGGUCUUUUUUAUAUCAUACCAGCAGAACACAAACAGGCAGCAUAUUAUUAUAAAGUCUGCACACUGUUUUAAAAUGUGCGUGUGUUUUUUUUUUGAAUAAAUGGAUAUUUAAUCAGACUACAAACUAAAAACAUCAGCUUUUGUUUUUCAAAAAGAAUUGCUUUGCGGUAUUGUUGGUGUACAAAUUAUGGAAAGGGCGUAUUUGUAUUAUUUUUUGUCACUAAUUUAAGAUCGCUAAAAGGAACCUCGUUUUAAACUGGUGAUCAUAUUUAACAAUAAUUUUCACUCUGUUGUAUGAUUCUUUAUUGUUGAUAUUUAUAUAUUUUGUUGAUUUCAUCGAUCAUUUUUAAUGCCAAUAAGUUUGAAAUUGUUUUAAUGAAAAUUACAUAAAUAAUCCUUCAUUUACAUGUUUACUUUCCGUGUUUUGUAAUCUAUGUAGAGCUUUAAUUGUAUUAUUUUGUACAGAGUUAUUUAUCAUUGUUUCUUCAUUGUGUACGAAUAUUAUAUUUUUAAUGUGUGACCAGUAAGUGGGUUGUGUUUUAGUAAAUAGUCUUGAGAAGUAUUACAUUUCUCAUACUGUAUUUUCAUCUUUCUUGAGAAACUAAACAUAUAGUUAAUUUUUGUAACUUUUUAUAAGACAAUAUACACAUCUGAAUAUUUUGUAUUUGGACAUUUUUAAUCAUGGUCUCUUUUAAAAUCAGUCCAUGUAAUGCGAUGCAUGGUUAUUUAUCAUUAUACUCAAAUAUGGACGUAGUUGCUCAUACCGUUUGUGUUCUUGUCUAAACAUUGUGGCAAGAGCAAAUAACCUUUUUUCCUUCUUUUUCAUCCGAUAUUGUUAUCAAAUUGAUCAAUUAUGCUUUUAAAAUAUCAGUGGUGAUGACCAAGGUAUUAUCUUCUGUACUGAAAGUACCCGAGUAAGUCUCAUCGUAUCUCAGAAUCAUUUUUAUCAUCAGGAUGUAGAUUAAAAUAUGUAUGCAGUGAAAUAUUGUUACCUUGAUGUUGAAGGGACCGAAUAACUCAAGAUAAUGUUGAAUUGAGAUCAAAAUAGUAUUUGGUGAAAAUUCUAUCAUGGGAUAUCCUAGGCUUACAAAGUAACUGAUGUCGAAAUAAUCCAGUUUGACACUGUGUGUGUGUGUAUAUAUAUAUAUAUAUAUAUAUAUAUAUACUGAUGGGGGGGAAAAAGGAACUUAUGGUACUUAGACCAAAUGUAAUUCACUACUAGAGUGGACACAUGUUUAAGUAGCAGUGAAUAUUUGACUGCUACCAGCAUUCCCUUAUUUAUUUCCAUCGGUAUAUAAAUAAUUCUUGCACUGAUGUAAGCUACAGAUUUAACUACAAAUAAUGUGUACGUCAUUUUGGACACAACUUUCUAUGUUGUUAAUGAUUUACUAUUUUUAUCUGUUCUUGUAAACAUGCCAUCAAGUUUUUUGCAUUAAAGUUUCAUAGCUCAUCUUGUAGAGAGAUCAAAGCUUGACAUUGAACAUGCUAAUGUUUUUCUCAUUUAGUUUAACAGUAAAGUACAUUUGUGAAAGAACAUGAUUGAAUAUUUUUAAUUUUAUGACAUACUAUACAUGUGUAUCUUACUGUAAUCUGAUAUUUUAGUAAUUUAUAUGUUAUAUAUACUGUGUAUUCAGUCAUUUAUAAUUAAUUCUGUAAAUAGAGUUGAUUAAAAUUGCCUAGCAUUUUUUAUACUCUAGAUUUAUUGAGCAUAUUUACUCAUUUGUAUAUGGUGGAUACAAUUUUUAAGAACACAUUUAUUUAGAAUUGACAACUUGAUACAGUUAAAUUAUUUUUGUUGUGGAAUACUCUUACUAAAAUUAGUUGAGUGUUGAUCAGAUAUAUUUCAUUGUAAAUGCGAAAGCAUGUUAGUUGUGGUAGCUGUAUGAAAUAUUUUUAUAUAUGUAUUUUCUCUCAAACCUGAAAUCUGCAGGUUCCUGUAUUUCAUGCAGUUGUAUACAAAAUAAAAAAACAUUGGCUCAAUUUUAUAACUCCAGAAUUGUUGCCUAUUUGUUAUGCGUAUGCCUAGUUUAUUUACUAUACAAAUCAUCCUAAAAAUGGUGUUACGAUGUUUUAAUUAUGUCCAUUGUAUUUUCCAUUAAAAAAAUAAGAAUUUCUGGUCAUGAAACUGUUAAAAUACAGUUGUAGUAAAUCUACUGGCAAAAAAUGACCUAGCAGAAAUCACUUAUUAUUUAAAAUAGUGCACUUAACAAAAAAUAGUGUAUAAUAUUAAGUACACAGUGGAAUGAUUUUUUGUGUGUGGAUAACAUGUCAUGAAUAGUAAUAACUGCUAAAAUUCUGGAUACAGACUUUCAAUGCUAUCUUAGGGCUACAAAUCAUAAAACCAUCAUAGGCUAUGAUGUCUCAACAACAUCAUAAUUACAUGUACAUCAUAGUCUAUGAUGGUUUUACGAUAUCGUAACACUAAAACUGCUUGGAAAAUAUGGGACCAGUUUGUCACACUUGUUUUUGAAGGUUUAAAAAACUUGCUGUUUGUCAUUAACAUUUGAGAUGGGAAAUAUGUACAUUUACGUGCUGGCUCACACAUGACUGGGACUGGAUGUUCAACUAGCUUCUACAUUGGGAAUGCAGACCAGUCUCUGUAUAUUUUAAUAUUGUAUUAAAUAGUUUCAUGCUUUGGCUGUUUAAAGCUGCAAUAUCUCAUCUUCAUACGAAAUGUUUUCCAAUGCAAAACACAAACACGACUACUUUUUAAUCAAUUAUUUUUUAUUACAAACUAAUAUUAUAAAUUGCUUUAGAGCAACAUAGUCUUUGUUAUAGUGUAGUGAGAAAAUCUUAACGACAUUUAAUGGCUAGCACUGUAUUUUUAAAUCUAAAUAUGGCAUGCCAUUGGAACUGAAAACAUUUACACUGAGUAUUUGUAUGUAAAGGACAUACUCAAAAUUUCUGCUUUAAAGGUAUUUGUAAAUUAACCAUUAAAGGUAGUGAAGGAUUGUUUAAUGCUGCAAUCCUACUUUGGAAUUUCUCUUUGUGUAAUAUUAAAAGGUGGAUGCAGGAUUUUUUUACAGAGGGGGUUCAAUUUUGUAAAGAGGUAACUUCAGUGUUACAUGCACUGUAUUAUAUGACAAUCGUCUUCAGAAACGUACAGUUUAACAAAAUAUACCUCUUCCAUUAAACAGAAAUAAAUUCAUUAUAUUCAUCCAUUAAACACUGAAUUUGGGGAAUGCUUCAACACCUCCCCACCCCCUCCCCUGAUCAGGGCUACUAUUAAUGCAGAGCUGUCGGCCAAUGGAAUUACUGGUUACAUCUUGUCCUUCAGCUAGUGGUUGGUAGAGAUUCAAAUGACGGUUGAUUUAGACCCAAGCUUUAUUCAGAACAUCAAAUGACAGUUGAUUUAGAUUCAAGGUUUAUUCAGAACAUCCAUUUUUAUGAUUAAUGAAGAAUUUGGGUAUUUUUUUAGUUUUAACUUGUUUGUUACUGACAGCAAGGACUUUCCAAAACAACCUCACUGAUGUAAUUUAUGUAAUGCAGUGAUUUUUACAUAGAGACAUCCCAAAGUGCAGGAUUUGUAGUCAAGCUACAUGAUAGCUAUGUUCCCACCAUUUGUUAUUUGGUAUUGCGAAUAGUUAUAUGUAUGUUACAGGUAGAUUAUUUGAGUAUCCCGUUAAGUGUUUGUCAAGUUUUAUUGACUUGAAGUUUUUUGUAUGUAGCCUAUGGCAUUUUGUCUCAUACAUGUGAAGUAAUAUGUUGGGAUUGAAGUACAUGUAUAUUUAAAUGUUGGUGUUGCUUUCUGUAGAGGUAUAUCAUAUUAAAAAAUACAGAUCUUUGUAUAAGUCUAGUCUUAAGGCAUUUAUAAAUCAAUUCUAGAUUUUUAUAACCACCCAUCCGAGAAUAAAGAUUAAACAUGGGGUGGGGUAUUUGCACAAAAAAACUAAUUUUUUGCUCAGUGUGUGGUAUUUCCAGUGUCCUGAAAUAUAAGAUAAAAUGUCAACCACCCUGCCCCCAUUUUGAAAAAAAUAUGUGGAUGAAAAUCUAGAGUUUAAUAUAUAAGGCGUAAGAUAGAUAGAUUGUAUGGUGGUUGUUUUGUUAGUUAAAAACAUGAAUGUUGAUUAUCAAACUAUUACCAGAGGGACUGAUGGAGAGAAGAUGUUUUUUCACUUUACUAAGUCAAAUAAUAAAGGUGUAAUCUAUUAAAACUGUUACCAGUUAACAUUUGAUUCAGACACUGCAUAUUGUCAGGGCAACACUAUUGUUUAUAUUAAGAUUAUUUUUUAUUAAAACACUAGAAAUUUAUCACUCAGGACAGUAUUUUGCCACAUUAUAUAAUUUUAAUUUCACUGUUAUGUACAUGCUUAGUCACCCAUAGCAAGUGCAAGAAAUGGAAUACCUCGAUCUUUCCCCACACCCUCAAUCCCUGGCAUUUCACAUUUGCACUUUACUUGUAUUAGCUUAAUGGAAUAUUGAAGCUUUCAGUCCGACAUUUAAGAAUUGUAUCAAAUAAUAAAAAUUCAUUAUGGUGGCCUGAAUACGAUAAAAAUAAUAAACCAGGUAUCUAUGUAUAUCUUUUUUUCCUCGUCUUCACAAAAAACAAUUGUUCUGUGGACACCUCAGCUUACAUGCAAGUCAUUGUGGCCUUUUCAUUGUAUUGUGUUACUAUAGGCUAUUUUGACGGUUCCAUUCAUUGUUGGUUCCAUUCAUUGUUGGGUUGUCGCUGUGCAAUAUUAGUUGAGUUUUCUUUCAGCAGUAGCAUUCCAGUAUUAGAUGAUUAAUAGAAUACUUUAGACACUUAAGAAUAUGUAUGUAAAACUUAAUGUUAAUUAAUGUUUUUCAUCAAAUGUUUAUGCUUCUGUACUGUAUGUAAAACUUUUGAUAAAACAUAAAUGAAAACCGUGUUCGUGGAAUACUAUGUAUUUAUAUUUCUCAUUUCAACUGGUGGAUUUUGUUCCUUUAUAAGUGCAAUCUCUCCAUCCUCUAAUACAGGCAUGUGAACGUUUAGCUUUUUGUCAGAUUUCAUUUUGUGGAGUUUUUUGGUUUGUUGUUUUCAGGUUGUUGUUGUUGUUUGGGGGAGGGGUUGGGGUUUUUUUUUGGGGGGGUGGGGGGGGGCAACAAAUAGUCUUUACAAAGUUGACAUGCUUUAAAUUAUCUAUAUUGAGUAUGGUAUAUGAUUUUCAGUUUUUUCAGAGAUCAGUUUAGUUUUUAGUUUUAAAUAAGUACUGUACAAAUGCAAAACAAGAUUGUGUCUCUUCACUCUCAGUGGAUAGCAUGAGCUACCUUGAUGCAACAUAAAAGUAUCAUCACCAUUAAUUUAUGGGGUUUUUUUGUUUGUCUGGUGCGUGGGUUUUUUUUUUUUUUUUUUUUUUUACAACCAAGUAGUUCUGAAGCAUCUUUAUAGCUAACUGUUUUGUAUGGUAUUGCCAUGGCGUUAAGGUCUCCAGAUUUUAUUAAAACCUCAAGUCAACUUUAAAGGUUUAUAAGCACAAGGCCAGCCUCUUGGUUUCCAACAAAAGUAAAUUCAAGUCUUGCUUGCCUCGUAACUUGCCACUUCAUUUUUUGUUGUAGUAUUGUAAAAUUGCCAGUUUGUGACUUAUUUUCUUUAAAACGGUUUGAGGAUAAUUUUAGUUGUGGGUGUUUGACACCAUUCAUUUGUUGUAGAUGUGGGGUUUUCUUCUCCACCAUGAGCUGUGAAAAUCAUAGGAAAUGGAAAGAAAUGUACCGGUACUCGACAGGUUAAUGAACUUGGGGGUGGAGAGGAUAGCUAUUUAUUUUCUUUUGCGAGAGGGGGUUCAUGGACUUGGUCUUUGGCCUGCAUGGCAUGCACAAUAAAUGUUGUUCUGUGUAGACUUUGGUAAUAAAUGUAUAUUUGUAAAUAUGUGUAUCUGCUUUCAUUAUUAGUCCCCUGCCGGUUUAACCAGAGAGGACUAUAGGUUUCCUGUCUGCCUGUUUCACAUAAAGUUUUUCAGACUUCUCUCUUUUUUUUGUAAUGCCUCAAGAUAUUAAGCUGAAUUUUUAAGAGAGAGAAGUCUGAAAAACUUUAUGUGAAACAGGCAGACAGGAAACCUAUAGUCCUAUCUGGUUAAACCGGCAGGGGACUAGUAAUAAAAGCAGAUACACAUAUUUACAGAAAACAACAUACAAAUAUACAUUUAUUACCAAAGUCUACACAGAACAACAUAUAGAGUUACAGAUCAAGUUUGACUUUCAUGAGGAUUGGCCCAUUUUUGACAGAUUUAUGGCCCAUGAAAAUAGGAGAUUUCUUAGGCCCAGUAGUGGACAUGUAUUGAUUUAGCAGUACUCUCAGAAUGCUUGUUAUUUUCACUGUUGAUCUCGAACUUUUAACAGUUAUUAUUAUGUUGUUAAUAAUAAAAAAAUAAUGUAACCUAACAUGUAUUUUCUGGGUGUUUUUUAUUUGAAAUAUAAUACUUCAGCAAUUGGAUCUUGACUGGUGUUUCAUUACAUGCACUUUGAGAAAUGCAUUCUUCAGAUGUCUGCAUAAACAUGUUUUUCUUUCUUCGAUAUGCAAGAGGGAUGAUUACGGUCAGUUUUUAAACUCCACAUUCAGUCAAACUUGAUUUUUACUGAUAUCCAUGAUUUUGGAUCUUGUUUGUGUUAGUGAUUCUGAAAUGCAUUGGUUGAUGCCAUUUAAUAUGGACAUUUUAUUUUUGAACCAUGGACAUGAUUGAAGAACAAGUCUUGAUUCUUGAGCAUUUGUCAAUAGUUCUAGAGAACAUGUUGCUUUUUUAUUUAUUUUUAAAUGUGAUCUCUAGAUUCUAGAACAAAUUUGUUGUCAUAUAUUUAUGAUUCUAGAAGAUAUGUAAUUUAUGUUCAAGGAACAUGUUUUUGAUUCUAAAACAAGCUUUAUCUUUGAUUGUAGAGGAUACAACAUUAGUGAUUUAGAUCCAUGCCAUUUCCUAUAUCCAUUUAACACUUUUCAUACUAACAGGUGUUUUAAUGUUUUAAGAAAUAAAAUGACUGGGAAAUAAAAACAACCACUUAUUCCUGAAGUGUUUAGUUUCAGUAUACCACUCAUUUACCUGCUGAAUGUCGUAUGCAAGCUUUUGUUGUCGGUUUCUUACCUUCACUACAGAUGUUUUAAUCUGAAUGUAUAUUACAUGUGGCAAUAAAGCUAUACAACCUUUA
This is a messenger RNA of Gigantopelta aegis, 9498 nucleotides long. Its product is annotated as CD81 antigen-like. Gene Ontology annotation, cellular component: membrane. The transcript has 7 exons. The coding region runs from base 76 to 975 and encodes 299 amino acids. NCBI's taxonomy places the organism in Eukaryota, Metazoa, Mollusca, Gastropoda, Neomphalida, Peltospiridae. The record is from RefSeq and is a predicted model, not a curated record.